Molecule: messenger RNA, 14399 nt
Organism: Myxocyprinus asiaticus (Chinese sucker)
Lineage: Eukaryota; Metazoa; Chordata; Actinopteri; Cypriniformes; Catostomidae
Product: protein quaking
Exons: 7
Coding region: 491-1528 (345 amino acids)
Biological process (GO): regulation of mRNA splicing, via spliceosome
Cellular component (GO): nucleus
Molecular function (GO): mRNA binding
Source: RefSeq, a predicted model, not a curated record
CGGGAGGGACAGACGUUUAUAGUGCUGCACACAUACACACACAGAGACAAGACACAGGAAGCUCUGGGGAACUCGGGGGAAAAUGAACAUUUGUACCGCCCCAGAAGGACAAAUCUCUCGCUCAAAUAAAUCUUAAGAGGGGCACUGGGCACGCGGGAGUCGCAUUUUUGGUUACGAGUAACUUGUGGAAUUUAUCGGGCACAUUUUCCUGAAAAGAGACCUGGCUUCCCUCUCAACCCGUUUAUAUUAUAUUCCUACUCAUUUAAUUUCAUUUCGUCAGCUGCCCUAAAACAACUGUCAUCCUGAGAAGUGCGGUGUUGCAGGCAGCGGACGGUGCGUAAAGACCGAGGAGACACCAGCCGCGGACGAGCAACAGACACUUGUCUCCUUCACUUGCGGUUUUAUACUUUAUUUAUUAUUUAUACUUCAGCCUAUUUAUUUGGGACUUUUUCCGUCUACUUUGGGGCGUCGGUGGUGAUUUCUGUGGAAUAUGGUGGGGGAAAUGGAAACGAAAGAGAAGCCGAAGCCGACCCCAGACUAUCUGAUGCAGCUCAUGAACGAUAAGAAAUUAAUGAGCAGUCUGCCCAACUUCUGCGGGAUCUUCAACCACCUUGAACGUCUUCUCGAUGAAGAGAUCAGCAGGGUACGAAAGGACAUGUACAACGACACGUUAAAUGGGAGCACGGAGAAGAGAAGCUCAGAGCUCCCGGAUGCUGUCGGCCCUAUCGUUCAGCUCCAAGAGAAACUUUAUGUGCCUGUUAAAGAAUAUCCUGACUUUAAUUUUGUGGGCCGGAUCUUGGGCCCGCGGGGGCUCACAGCCAAACAGCUGGAGGCAGAGACAGGAUGUAAGAUCAUGGUGAGAGGGAAAGGCUCCAUGAGGGACAAAAAGAAGGAGGAGCAAAAUCGAGGCAAGCCCAAUUGGGAGCAUCUGAAUGAAGACCUCCAUGUGCUCAUCACGGUGGAGGAUGCCCAGAACCGUGCUGAGAUCAAGCUGAAGCGUGCAGUGGAGGAGGUUAAUAAACUACUUGUGCCUGCGGCUGAAGGGGAGGACAGUCUGAAGAAGAUGCAGCUGAUGGAACUGGCCAUUCUUAACGGCACCUACAGAGACGCCAAUAUCAAAUCACCUGCCCUUGCAUUCUCUCUUGCAGCGAGCGCCCAGGCACCCCGGAUCCUCACUGGCCCAGCACCUGUCCUGCAGCCCACAGCCUUGCGUACACCCACGCCCGCGGGGCCCACCAUCAUGCCCCUCAUCCGCCAGAUCCAGACCGUCAUGCCCAACGGCUCAGCCCACCCAGGAGCCACCACCCUGGUGCAACCCGGUCCGGAGUCGGGCCUGAUUUACACGACACCCUAUGAGUACCCCUACACGCUGGCCCCCGCUACCUCUAUUCUGGAGUAUCCAAUCGACCCCAGUGGGGUGUUAGGGUCCUCAAAGGCCGAAGAGCUGCCGCUCUACCUGGGCUUUCAGACCUGUCACAUUCCCAUCACACUCCAGCGUGGAGAGCCAACCGGUCGGCCUCCCUUUUAAAGUGGCCCCUCCUCUGUCCCCACCCCUCCAACAAGCCCCUCCCUCACAUCACAGACACGCCCCUUCCCGUGUCCCCCACCUCCCUCAAAUCGGACUGGCUGGACUCCCCAGCCUCUUUUACUUUCUGUUUGUUUUUGUUUUUUUCAUCGAAUCAUGUUUUAUUUUAUUUUAUUUUAUUUUAUUUUUUUGUAAUUUUAUCAAUGUGAUGUUUUAGUUUGUUGUGUGUAUAGUGAUGUGGGAGACAAAGCACUGAGCCCCAAAACUGCUGCACGAGUCUUUCUGAAUGACCCCCAUCCCUCAGACUGAGCAGGCUGCAUCAGGGUUAGGGGCAUCAGGAAGGGCAACAUGAGGAUGGUGAGGGGACAGUGGGGGUCAAAUGGGGGCUUCUUAAAUUGGGAGGGGGGACUAUUUGAGAAAGGGUUAUCUAUUGAAAGCCAGGCUCUUCACCGAGCAGUUUUAGGACAGUUUAAGUUCACUUAUAAUGGUGUAUUAUGGCUGGAAAGUCUUAAGAGACAUAUACAGUCACAUAGAAUACAUUGUCGGCUUAAAGAAACCUUUCUAUUUAAAAGUGAAUCUCAGAAAGUCUGUUAAGAAGAUGUUUUGGUCAUAUUUUCAUAUCUUACAUAAAAAUGUAUAGGAAGAAAAUAGAAAAUACAGUACUGUGCAGAGGUUUUAGGAACUUGUGAAAAUUGUUGUAUAGUGAGGAUUUCUUCAAAAAUAAUGCCAUAAAUAGUUUUCAUUGAUCAGUUAACAUCAUACAAAGUCCAGUAAACAUAAAAAAGCUAAAUCAAUAUUUGGUGUGAUCACCUUUGCCUUUAAAACAGCACCAAUUCUCCUAGGUACACCUGGACACAGUUUUUCUUGGUUGUUGGCAGAUAGGAUGUUCCAAGCUUCUUGGAGAAUUUGCCACAGUUCUUCUAUCUAUUUAGGCUGUCUCAAUUGCUUCUGUCUCUUUAUGUAAUCUCAGACAGACAUGACAUCUGUUGCAGGGCUCCCUGUUCUUCUGUUGUAAUCUUUUCUAUUUGCAAAAGUAAUGUUUGGGAGUCUAACAUUUAUAUUUCCUAUUGACACACUAAAGCUGAAGAUAUAAAUAAUCAUCUUAAGACAAAUGCUUUUGUGAAACAUCUUAUGUGCCUAAAACUUUUGCACAGUACUGUAUAUUGGCAUAAAGAAAACAGCAUUUUUGCUUUGUAACAUUAUUUUUAUGAAAGAUAAGUAUAUUUACCCCGCAAAUUCUCAUUAGUGUAAUGCAAAAAAAUAAUAGUGAUAUAUUAUUUGACAUAUGUACAUGGUCAUAUCUGAUAUAAAUUAUAAUAAUAAAAAAAUCACAUUAUGUCUUUACUGUAAUGGUAUUUUUUAUUUUUAUUAUUAUUACAGUAAUGGGUAUCUAAGGAGAAUUGAGCUAAAGAUAAAAUUAUCUUUAAGAUCAUGCAUAGGUUUAUAGUUGUUUUACCUAUGUUUAUAUUUUAACCUGGAUUUCACCAUGAAAAUAGCCAUAGAAGCUAGCAUGGUGUUAACAACAAAUAAAAUAACAUUAUAACAACAUCUUUGUUCCUUACUAUUUAACUUGUCACAAUAAUUUGUUAUUUCAAAUGAUUUAGUUAGAAAAGAAGUAGUUGAAAAAGCUUAAUGAAUUUAGCUUGGGCACCACUUUUAUUGUGCUUAAUUGCCAUUUAAAUAGUGUCACAAAGCAAAAAUUCUUAAUAGUUGCAAAAAUAGGCUUCAUUUUCUUUUUGCAAAAAUAUAAUUUCUUGUUUUUUCCACUUGAUUUUGUUGUCAAAUAUGACCUGGACUUGUUCCUGUGACAUUCUCCCUUUGAGUACCAUAUAGUCUCGUGAACUGUCCUAGAUCGUGCUUUGGUGAAACGUCUGACUAAUUGUGUGUGUUGCUUCCCCGAGGAUUGCCAGUCCCGGCACUAAUGUCCCAUUCCCUUCCUUUAUCCUUUAGGUGUGGCUUUCCACACGAAAGGCUAAAUGUGGAGCCUCACUGCACCCCUCAUCCCAUCUGAGUGUUAACACACACAUGCGCUUUCGUUUCACAGCUGCCUUUUUGGUUUUGAGUGUUGUUUGUUGAGAAGCAUGAAUCUGGGCCUAGCAGUCAGCCACACACACUCCUGUUUGUUUACACUGGCAAUUCCCAGAGCCCAAAGAGGCUGUACUUGUAAUGCCAUACAUAUGCCUCCAUACUCAUGCAUCUGUGCUGCUGACUGCUAUGUUUUAGAGUGGAAUGGAAAGAAAGAAAAAUCGAUCAAACAUUGUCCUGCUUUACUAAUCACUUAAUUCAUUGCUGUACAUUUCUAUUCUUCCUUUUUUGUACUAUACAGCAAAUGUGCCUACAUAUUUCCUCUCUGUGCCCAAGCUUAGAGAGUGAGUUUAUCAGUAUUAUAUUUAAAGAUCUUCUUCAAUGUCGCUCCACUGCAAGAUUACGUGACUAGUAAAGCUCCCUAGUUAGGGUGUGUACUCCUGUGUGCUCAUCACUAAUGUAUGUCAUACUGUAUCCAAGCUACGCAAAAACCCACAGAUCCACUGAGGAUAAAUGAAAUCAUGUUGGAAUUUUGUACUUUAUAGAUUUGCAUAUGGGGAAAAAAGUAUUAUUUGUGCCUUAACUUGUAUAAUUUAAAUGAUUUGCAUUUGUCAAACAUAUUUGGUCAUACCGAUCAAUUAUACGAUUCCUGUUUGAUUCAUCUGAUGGAAACUGUGAGGUUUGAUUGAUCUGUGUUUUCUGGUGAUGUUAUUGCAAUCUAAGCAGGUGCAGUGACAACUAAGGUUCGAAGGCACGAACUGCGCGUCCAUCCUUACCAAAGGGUAGUGACCGCAGACAGAGGUUAGUUUAGUCCAUGUGCUUCUAUUCAUUACCAGUAGCAACUCACUGUUGGUCCUGAUCUUUUGUGCAACGUGUGCAGUAUGAGCAUGUUAAAAGAUCCAGUGCUUGAAUUCAGCAGACUCAGCCUUCUGUGCCAUUUAAUAAGGUGUGUAGUAUGUGUUUGUUUUAAAGCCUUUGUUUUCUGUGCACACACACACACACACACAGACACAUGAUCUUUCCUGCGCAGGUAGAGUGGUUGACUUCAUUCCGUUAUUUUGAUGACUUUAUGACUUCAACAUAAUGUUAAUGACAAAUAAUGGAACUGUUCAUGUGAACAUGGGCUUAAAUCGAGUUUCCAUUAUGCUCUUUUCACAAAAUUAAAAUGUGUAGUUGAAGUUUCUAAUAAAAAAUUACAUUUAAUUUUGUUGAAUAUCAAUAAGUCAGUUUCAUGGAAUGUGUUAUUAAAUUGAAAUAAGUCAAUCGCAAAAAUAGGCUGAUUUAUUUUUCUGUGGUGUAAGGGUUUGUUCUAAUUCACUAACCCUUAGUUCACCCCAAAAAAAUGAAAAGUCUGUCAUCACUGUAAAAUGUAAAUUAAUUCUCAAUUAAAAAAAUUUCCAUUUUAAUUUAUCCUAUAAACUUUGCAAAUAAUUCAACUCCAAGCUCUAACGUACAGACUCCAUUAAAAGAUUAAUUUGUAGAUAACUUCAGCAGGCGUGCUAUCUGUAUUGGGAUUUUGUAAACUUUAUACUUUAAAAUUGAAAUUUGAAGUUUGAUGUGUAGAUAAUUUAAGCCUCAGGCAUGCUAUCUAUUUUGGGGUUUAAAUUUCAUUUUGAAAUUUAAAAUUAAAGUUUAAAAGUGUCCCAUUGACUUCAAGUAAUAGAAUGUUCCCCAUUCAAUCUAUUUGACAUCGAUUAGUACUUGUAAUGUCAUUUUUUAUUAAUCUCUUUACAUUUGUAUUUUGUUUUUUAUUAUUAUUAUUAUUAUUUACUAAGAAUCAAAGCCUAAAACCUCAGCUUACCUGCAUACCUUCUGCCCAAUAACCUUUAAAAAUUAGUUAGAAAAUUGAGAAUUCUUAGAAGAAAAAAAAAGGAUGUUGAGAAAAUGACAGGAUUUUUAUAUUUGCUGAUGAUAUAUAUCUGCAUCAUAAUAACAGCUAAAUGUACACCAAUAUUAUUACAUGGUCUGCAUAAAUGUUUAAAAUAGUGACUAACCCACAUUACCCACUAAAGUAAGAUGGUAGUGGUGUGGGAAAUGAUUUGAUAAGCAAAAUGUGCAUGUUAAUUUAUUUGCAGUAUUCAACACAAUGAAACAUAGAAAUAUUUCCAAAAAUUCAAAACUUAUAUUUGCCUGUUCACAUGUAUCUAGUUGCAUUUAAAUUCAGUUGGCGCAGGUUAAAAUUUUGUAAGUGACAUGUGUGUGUGCACGGUUAAUAUGUUUUGUUUGGUUCCAUCUUUAAUUUGGCUCGCUUUUGCUGGCAAAAAGACCACGGAUAUCAAGCAGAUCAGAUACUGAUAUUUUUGGCAAUGUUGUAUUUUCAUAUCCUUUUUGUGCUAUAUACAGGUUUUAUAUAAUAGAACUACUUCUUUGAAGAUAAAUUUAAGAAUCCAUUUGCACAGAGCUUCCAGAAUUCCAUUCUGUGCAUUUGUACUGGACCACACCAAUCACUUUUUAUUUCAGCCAUUUACUUUAUUAUUACUAUACUGUUGGUAUUUGCCUAAUUUCAAAAAGAGAUUAUAUGUGGCACAAAUCUUUUACUUUGCACUGAAUAAUAAAUCAUAAACAUCUCCUCUGCUCAUGAGAGUAAACAUGUUAAGUGAAACCUCCAUCAAACCUCAGACCAUGAAACUGGAAAGAAUCUAUUGAGUUCCUGUAAGAUCAGAGUCUUAUGGUGCACCACUGCUGAGUGGCAGAGUAUAGAUCAGGGGUCGGCAACCUAUGGCACGGGUGCCAGCAUUGGCACGCAGAGGGGUAAUCACUGGCACGCCAGCAACGGCGAGAGAGGAGUAGACUAUUUUAUUUAUAUAAAUUCCGCACCUGAUUCCAGUCUACAUCUUGAUGUAAUCCUUCCUCAUGAUCACGCAGCGUGUUUUCAUCAGCUGAAUGGGAGGAUAAACACUAUUUAAGUGUGACGAGACUCGCACUGCACGUGCAAGCCAUUCACACAUCACGAGCCGGCACCUCUUCACUUUCAGUUAAUCGCACGGGAAAACACGCCAGCUUUGCUUCGGUCAGGCUGCGGAUGACAGCCUAUAUUCCAUGUUUCAUUUGUUUCUUUAUGCUUUCAGAACAACACAUGAUGUAAUUAGGAAAACACCUCUAUUAAUCCAUGAGAUUUCCCUCAUUAAACCAUGCUCACACUCAAAAUUACAUGAAACGGUUAAAAGAGAAAACAUAAACCCACAUCAUGGGUUUCAAAAAUCUUUUCAAGUCUAUUCAAAAUAUAAAUUAAACCUGGAAAUAAAGUUUUAGGAUUUUGGAGAAGCGAUUCACCGAGAAGGGCUAAAUAGUUGAUCUGCUUGUGAUGCGCGAAUGGCUUGCACGCACAGCGCGAGUCUUGUCACACUUUAAUAGUGUUUAGUCUCACAUUCAGCUGAUGAAAACAUGCUGCGUGAUCAUGAGAAGGAUUACAUCAAGAUGUAGAUUGGAAACAGGUGCGAAAAACUUCAUAUACUGUAAAUAAUAUAGCCUGCCGAAACCUGGGAAGGAGGAGGGAUUCGCUGUCUCGGAGUCCUCGCCGCUGCCAUCUGCCUGGGGACGGAGGACUCACUGCCAUCCGCCAGGGGAGGAGUGAGCUGUCAUCCGCCAGAGGUCAGAGGAGUGGCUGAGGACCAGGCGACGGCGUGUCCGGGGACCGGCGAGCCAGUUUUCUCUUUCUCUGCUCUCUCUGUCACUCCGCCUCGCUAUUUCCCUCUCCCCUUUCCCUCGUCUCUCCCAAGGCUCCAGAAAGGCGGGGAAGACCUGCCGGCAGGCACGGCUUGAAGGGCAACCCCCCCCUCCAGGAAGGGGAGGGGAGGAGAGUACGUCAUGCCGGGGUUUCCCUGGCCUGAGUUGGGCGAUGAAGGAGUGUGACGAGGAGGAGUGCGGGGCCGGGCCGUAAGGACACACGCCCAGCCCAGAAUCGGCUAAUCAACCGGGAGGGGGAAAAAUGAGCCGGAGGCACCAGUUUGAGAGAGAGAGACACAUGCGGCUGCUGUGUGUGUCUAUGUGUUUGUGUUUAAGUUGAUUUGAGUUCAUUUAUGUUAUUAAAACUUACAUUAACUGUUCAGCCGGUUCCCGCCUCCUCCUUGCCCACCUUACCCUGUUACAACUGUGUUAACUCAUUUUGUACAAAAGGACAGGUUUUCUUUCAUUAAAGCACUUUCACAAGAUGCUCUGUGAAAAUUCACAUGCAGGAUUAUGAUUAUAUCAUAACCAUCGGGUUUUGCACACAUUUUUUCACUGAAACUGUUAUGCGGAUAAUAUCAUUUGUAAUGAAAAAUAAACAAUUAAAUUAGAAAAAUACAAAAUAGAAACAUUUUCACAAGUGGACUCAAACUUCGGAAAAUCACAUACAUGCCCAUGUUUUUGUUUUGUUUUGUUUUGUUUUGUUCCAUUGACCAGGAAAAUAAAAAAUGGCACUCCAUGUCAAAAAAGUGGCCGACCCCUGGUAUAGAUGCACUUAAGAAAAAAAUCCACUUGAUACAUGUUUUUUUAUAUUUUACUGUACAAUUCUUUUUGUUAUUUUGUUGUUGAAAAGAAAAUAGUAUUUACUUGUGGCUUUUCAAAAUAUAUAAAAAUAUAUAUCAAAAAAUAUAUAAAGCAGGAAUGUAUAUGAAAUGUCAAAUUUUACUUGUAUUUUGGAAGAAAUAGCAAUGAUAUUAUAGAGGGCUAUUUGUAGGAAAGAAAAAAUGUGCAUCAUAGCAGCUUUAUAGCACCACGUUAAAGAAUUUCCUAUAUUUUUGGAUAUAUGUUAGGGCUUUAUAUGGAUGACAGGACUUUUUCAAUGUUUAUAUGCAAAGGCAUUUUUAUAUUAUGUGUCCUGUGAUUUGUCAGUAGUCUGCAAUGCUGAGGGUAAUGGCUACAAUUCCUACGGCUUGAAUUUCCAUGGCUAUUAUAUGCUAGAAAAUACCUUGUAGUGUCGCUUUGUAUCAUUAAGGCCAAGAUUUUUAUGUUGUUGUAAAUAGAAAAAAAGAUUUUGAAAAGGCAAUAAAAAAAAUUUAUGGAAUAAAAAACGAUCAGCAGUUGUUUUGGCCCUAAAUUAUUUCUCCUCUCAAUGUGGACUAAAUGCCUCAAUUCUCAACAAAACAAAAAACAUUAAUCUUCCAUCUCCAUCUUAACUACCAGCUUAAAGCUUAGCAGCUGCCUCUCUCAAGGUGCGUUCACACUAAAGUUUGUGGUCUAUUCACUUCAAUUCAAACGCAUACGUGAAUAAGAAUGUAAGCUCAAGCUUCUGACUUGAAGAUGUUUGACCAAUAAUGGAUAUAAAAAUCACAGAUUGGCCUCUUGGUUUGCAGUGUUGCAGGAAAGUGGAGUAGAAAAUAUAAUUUAACAUUUAGAAUGUAUUAUUGUUUUUUAGAGAAUAAUAUUUAUUAAAAGCAAUAGCCCUAUAGAGUUGUGAUCACUAAUUUUCAGAUCCGCAGUUCAAAUUCUGACCCAAAAUUGGUUAGGAUUUAUUAUUGCUUACAUUUACAAAGCAUUUUGGCUGCCAACUUAAAAAAUGUACAGUACAUUUUCCUGAACAGCACUUUGCUCAUUUCAUUUCACAGCGAUAUGACAUACUGACUCCUGAAAGAUAUUUUGGGACCUUUGAUUGUUCAGACCUCUUGGAACUUUAACUUGCGUCUGCAGAAACAUUGCACACUUAAUGUCUAGUGUGGCCGCACCUUCAGUCUGUCUAUUCACAUUGACUGCUACUAACCACUGGACACAUUUACCACAGUUGAAUUCCUUUGUAUUUUCAGUGUUUUCUCUUUUGAUUUCUUCCUUCUUAACAUGUGACCUGUCAGGAUAGGCUGUCUGUCAUGCUGCAUGUAAAAUCAUGCAUUGAUGUCAUGAUUUUACUGUAUUACAGAAAUGAAGGCCAACAGUUAAUUCCAGGCUCUCAUAUCCAGUCAACCCACUGCGAGUUUUGGGCCUGAAAAAUACUCUACGUAAGACGUGAACAAAAACUCUUCUAGCUACGCAAGUUUGAUUUAGCUGCGUUAAAAAACAUGUCAUAAAGUAAUUCAAGUAUGCGUUCACACUGUUGCCACAAGGGGCGCUGUAGCAGACAUUAGCGUAAACUUUUCUUCUCCAGCCUGUUUCCUUUGUCAGGUCAACUACUAUAAUGGCGGAACAAGUUUGAAGAGAGUCUUGUUGAACAGGGACUAAAAACUAAAUAUUUUUUAUUCUCUGGAACAAUUGAAAGUGACUCUGUUCCUGUUUUUUAAAAAAUAAUAAUUUUCAGUGUUUGUUUUUGUAGCUUGAACCAUUUUUAGUCCCUUUUGCCGAGCAAGUUAGCUAAAGCUAAAGUGCUUAAUUUCAAAUUAAAUUGCAAAAAUAAUGAUUGUUUUCAAACAGGUUUACAAAACUUUUACCCAUGUAUGCCACUGGCCAAACAGAGAGAUAAUUUGUCCCAAACUCACGCCACUGGUUGAGCAAAUGUUGCUACGUCAAGCUGGUCGGGAUGCUCAUACAAACAGAACAAUGUUUGAUAGCACCACAGAGCUAAAGUUUUUUCCUACAAAUGGCUUACUUAUAGCUGUCUUUGCAUAGGCCUAUUUCAACAUUGACAAAAAUUAUGCACUUCAGCUUAAAAGUCGAUAUGCUUAUAGCUAGCUACCUGAAUAACAACAUACCCGGUUUAACCUCCUGAGACCCGAGUGUGACUGCUGUGUGUAUUUUCCAUUUCCCUUUUUGAAUUGUAACUAUUAGCACCUAAUAAACAUGCAAAAAUAAAAAAUUACAAAUCUAGAGCAAAUAAAAAUGUUAAAUAAUACUAAGCUUUGGAAAGUCCAAUUUUUUUUUAUCAAAUUGCUUAUUAUUUUUCCAGGAGUGUUGGUUAUUUAUAUUUUUUAGAUGUUACAGACAUUACAUCAGAAAUUAGCAUAAUUAAUUCUGAUUCAAAAUAAUGACCAAUAUCAUCAAAUCACUGCCAACCAUGUUAAAAUAAAAUUAUACAUUAUAAGUUCUGAAUCUAUGUACUGAUUAUCAUUGUCCCAUGUCUGCCAAACAUGUUGAGUGGUCCAAACAUCAUCUGCAGCCUGAAACUGAACUUUUGGUAGGACUUUUGGAUUGAAUGCACUUAGCUGCAUAGAGAGCUAUAGGAUGCUCCUUUGCUUCCUAUUUAGUGAAUGACUUAACCUCCAGUGUACUGUCUGUCUGCACUGGUCUCAGAACAGUUCGAAAUGCACCUUAUUUUCAUCCUAACUCCAUAUAAAGCCUCUGAAAACAAACUUUUUCAGCUUUUGGAUGAACCCAUUGACUCUCAAUGUGAAAAUGCACAGUAAAUAUAUAGAAAUGCAUUUACUAAUGUUAAUGAAUAGAACCGUAUUGUACAGUAAUAACAAAAUAAAAUAUGACAAAAUUUAUAUUAAAAUGAAGCGAAAUUACUCACAGAUGGGUUAGAGUUGAAAGUUAUUCAAAAUAACUAACAUGUUGUUUAAACUUUAGGGAAUAAUGUCUCACAUUUCACAUAUAUGGACAUCAUGUUUAUCAGCACGCUGAUGCGCAAAAAAUUUAUACAUUUUUUAAAGUGGCAUAUCAAACAAAACUAGAGACACUACUCUUUCCACCCAAACAGGUUUCAGUGUAAAAAUGUAAAGAGGUUUCUUACCAGAGGCACUUUUGUUAGCUCUGUGUCCGGCACUUCACAGCAAUCGACGUCAUGUUGUUGUGUCACGUGACUUGGUGCGCCAGCAGUUUAACACUUAACUGACGGUCUAGAGUCUUGUGAACAGUGUUCAGUUGGCUUAAAUUAAUUUAAAUUAUGUGUUGCAUUUAGCAAAGCCAAAAUACAACGUCCACGCUUUUGGAUGCAGAGUCGCACAAGGUUAAUGGUGCAAACAUCUUAAGGUAUCUCUGUCGCCCCCUUGAGUAGCCACAGCAACGCAAGAGCGCACGCAAGUAUGUUCAGUACGUUCAGUAUUUUUUUCCGGCCUUACUCGCAAGAUCAGCUGAUUUUCACAUUUUGUGCCUAGCAAAACAUCACCUAAACGGUGUUGUGCAAGAUAUGAAACCUGCGCUCGUGGAGAUUUGACUGAAUCAAAAGCCUAAUUGUGAUUAGUUUAUAAAUACUUUUCAUAUUGUCAUCCUGCUUUCACUAACUGAAACUAAUCUCCUCUCUAUCUUGUUUUUCUUUCCUCCUUCUUUUGUUUCCCUCCUGUCCUUGUUUUCCUUUUCUGUUCGGUUGUCUCUUUAACCCACCCAGCCACCACUGGCAACUAACCCUUGACCUUCUGACCUCUUCACCCAAUGACGACCUGCUCAUUACCUGCCUGCAGAUCACACCUCUGCCCUAAACAUGAAUGAAAGAAAAAAGAGUAUCUAAGAGCCUUCACUUGUCAAAGGCAAUGGAUAUACAGCUUCCCAAAAGCUCACGUGUCGGACACGGGUGGCAGAUGGCCGCCACUAACUUCUCAGAGGGGGCGGACGGUCCUGCCACUGUAGAUCUGAACUGAUCUUUGUAAGCAAUAAGCAAUAAUGAUUUCCCCCGCACCCUCUAAAUCAAAGCCAGACCUUCAACAACUCCUAGUUCACUGCAAUAUAAGCUACAUCACAAACAACACAGGCCCUUCUUACAGUGGAGAAAAACGGAUGUCAACUGCCCUCCAUCGCACUCCAAAUCAUGUCACUAAAAUGAUCCUCAAGUUACGGUAAUGAAUCUGUCUCUGAAUGUAUUGCAUGAUGGUGUGGAUGGUGCAUGCACCUCUUUAUCUCAUCAUGGCAACCCUGUGAACUGGCGAAUAUGUCUGCAGUUCUAUAUCCUAACCGAACGGGCCAUUAUAGAAGUAAUUUCAGCUAGGCAGCGUGAGUCAAUGCUGACUUAAUCUAAUAUGUAAGAAGAAGUGUAUUUUCAGUAUUCAUAUGAAAGCAUUUCCCUUCCGGAACGAUUCGACACUUCAGUCAACGAGCCUCUUUGAGGAUGUAUAAGCCAUGCUUGCCUAUCUGCUGUACAAAUGUAUGAAAUUUGUAGAUAACAUGUUCAGAGAGAGGAAAAAGAAAACACAUGUACAGAAACAACUUUUAUUAUUCUCCAGAGAACAUCUAUUUUUACAACUUGAGAUUUUAUACUGACAAACAUUGUGAUGAGAAAAAAAAAAAAAAAUUAAAACUGAACCCUUUAUGAAGUGAAAACAAUCCAGUUUUCUUUAAUUGGAUGUAGACACGGAUGACCAAAACAUCCCUCUCGUUCUAUGGAAGGGGUUGAUAGGGAAAUAUCAUUUAAGUGCCUUAUCAAGGUUUCUCAUGGUUCAUGUUUAAUCUGAAUGUCAUCUUUAUUGGCGAAUGAGCAGAACAGAUCAGUACACACAGCUUUUCCUUGAAAAACACUACCAGUAAAAAGUUUGGACAAACUUGACUGAAUAUGUUUCUUACGGAAGCCUCGAACCGCAAGGUGAAAAAAAAACUUUGUGAUUUUUUUUAUUUUUUUAUUUUAUUUUUUUUUUAGGUGUCUUAGUGCCUUCCUAAGCCUAUGUCCUACAAAAUACAAUUAAAAAAAUUUGUUUAAAAAAAAAAAAAAAUGUGUUUUUCUCUGAAUUUUUUUUUUUUUUUUUUCUCUAAAAAAAAAAUCCGAUAUGGUUCAGGGCCUCCAUAGUUUCUCAUGAAACAACUCAUCACUGAUGUGAAGACUUAUGCUUGAAAUUAGUUUUGUAGACAAAUAUAAAUUUUGACUAUGCAUGAAUUUCUUUACAAAACUAACAAUCACGCCAUGAGACUUUGUAAUUUUCUUUUUUUUUUUUUAAUUAUAGAAAUCAUUUUCACACAAUAAAUAUUGAAAUGGUUUAUGUUUAUUUCACUCUUUGUUUAGAUUAUUAAAGUUUUAAACGUAGUAAUUUUUAUUUUAUUAAUGGAUUUUCACAGUUUAUUAUUGAAAGUCUGGUUCUGGAACAAGGAUAAAACUGUAAAAAUUGUACAUAAAAGGCAUUUGAAAAGUACCAAAAAUAAAUGACGAAGGCCUGUUAAAAAAGUUUCCGAUUCAGUUUUAGUGCGACCUUCAUAUGACAAAAAGAAAAAAAGUUUACAUUUGUUAAAAACAACCCCUGAGACAUGAAAUUGUCAGACGUAGAUUAAAUAACCAUAUAUACCUUUUUGAAAUGGAUGAGUUGACAAAUGUCAAGCCUGCAUGGGAACUCCUUCAGUACUGUUUGAAAAGCAUCUCAGGAUGCACUUCAUGAAGUUGGUUGAGAGACAGAACCAGAGUGUUCAGGGCUGGAAUCUAGACAAAUGAUACUUUUUGGUUAUUUAAUUCCCACACUUCCAUUUGCGUUAUUCAAUAGCUUGGGUGACUUUACUAUAAUUCCUUAAUGUGGAAAAUAGUAAUAGUAAAGCAUAAGUAGGUGUGUCCAAAUGUUUAACUGUUAGAAAAAAUACCACCAGCCUAUACCUGCCUUCCUGUUUCGGCUGCAACGAGUCAAAGUUUCAGCCCAGUAUUACACGAUGAUCCAAUUCAAGGCCUUCCGCACCACACACUUAUUGACAAACAGAUUUGGGGACUCAGCGCUGAUUUAUUGCCUUCAAUCUUGACUCAUCCUUCAGAAUUGUGAGUAUUUCGCUCGCAGUACUUGAAGAAUGAAUAAAACGAUGAAUUUUGCACUUUAUUUUAAAGUUCAUUGCAUUGUAAUAUCAGUGUGGUAAGACAUAUAUAACUGUCCCAACUAUAUGGAUAUACUGUAUGGGAAUACAUAAGUAUGAUAAUACAUUAUUUCACUAUUAACAGAGGAUAAGCUGUGUGUUCUGGGCUGCACUAUAACAUAAUGUGUGUCCCCCUCGAAACUCUUUCUUUACUAUGCAACAGAAUGGCCUCUGACGUCUUGAGGGGAGUCUCUAUGACAUCAAACAUGUCUUCCUGUUGUGUCUGUAUCCACCCCCCCCACCCCCCUUCCCCACA